CACUCUGCUACCAUAUAAUAAAAAGCUCAGUAUACUUUGAGUUACUCAGGUCGAUCGGAUAGAUUCUCUUGAAAUUUAAAGAGAACGAGAUAAAACAAACGCGAUAAAAAUGUGCAUAGAAUAUGUUAAUUACACGAUGAAAAAUCAAUCGAAUAGUUUGUUAAUUCGAUGAUCAUGGCAGCUCUCGUAAGACUUAAAAGGGGUAGCGUUCAACUGAGACAUGCAGCUCUCGAAAUGAAAGCUGCUGUUAGAGCACGACAUAUCGUAGCUGCAUUGGUUGCAGUAGGAUUUGCAUUGUGUGGUGCAGUCGAAGUAAGUUCGUCUGUUGCAUUGCUAGCUAAACAGGAAGACAACCAUGCCAUUAUCGACACUUCCUGGCACUGUGACAUGCUUGUCAAUAUCAGCAGUCGAAAUCGUACAGAAGAUUUCGAAGUUAUCCUCUUGGAGUUACCACCGGAAGAAAGAACAGAAUCCAUAAUGCGAGAGGCUUUUUUAUGGGGUCAAGUGGCAGGGCCAAUAUUAGGGGGUUGUUUGGUAUGGGGUAGAUCAGGUCCUUCUAUGGUAUUUUCUCGAGCAGUACUUAGUGCUUGUUUGGCAUCUUUAUUGGUACCAGCUGCUUGGAGAGGACCAUCACACGUUGCAUUACGUCUCUUUCAAGGACUUUGUACUGGUGCAACCAUGCCAGCUGCUCACAUGCUCGCAAUGACCUGGUUCAAAAGCAACACUCGAAGUUCAUAUUUCAGCUGUUACGCUGCUGUCAGCGUUGGAUAUUGUUUAACUGGUUGGUUAGGCACAGCAGUGGUUCGAACAUUCGGACGAGAUUCCCUUUGCUAUGGUUUGGUACUUCUAGCUCUUUGCUGGUAUUUCGCUUUUGGUAGAUUCGUCAAAGACACACCAAAAUCUUAUCAACAUGAUACAAAUGCAGCUGUAAUUCCUUGGGGAAAAUUAUUAAGAUCUGUACCAGUUUGGGCAUCAGCUGUUGCAACUAUGGGGAAUCAAUGGGGCGAUGCUACUCUUGCACUUGGAAUGACGAAAUAUUUGAAACUUAUUUAUGGAUUUUCGACAGCUAACGAUUCCGUGUUGACUACUUUACCUCACAUCGGACACUUCAUGGCUGCAUUAACAUGUGGUCUUUUAGUAGAUCAUGUACGAGAGUCUAGAAUUGUUUCAACAACUACUGCAAGAAAAUUGGUCGUCUAUACAGCACACUUCAUACCAGCUGCGUUACUAUUCGUAGCAGGAUACGCGGGUUGUCAAGCAUUAGGUGCAGCCUGGUUAGGUAUUGCAGCACUUUUGGUAUCUGGGACAGCACCAGCUGGGGCUCUUGCUGCCAUUGCUGAUUUGGCACCAGCUGAAUCCCCAGCUUGUGCUGCUGCAGCAUGUGCUCUUUGUUCGACUUUAGGUGCAGCAGGUUUAUUGGCUGCUAAUUAUUUCGUCACCCAAGCACUUCAUGGUUCGAUCGCUGGAUCAUGGCGACUCGUUUUUGGUGUAGCUUCAGUAGUUUUACUUUCAACAGCAGCUGUAUUUUUAGCGUUAGGUAAAGGAGUACCACAACCAUGGAUACCAUCGGUAGCUCGUCCACGUAGUCACGACGUUAUUUAUGAACAAGAUCCUCUCGAAUUAGAUUACGAAGAUGUAGCUGUACAAACCGAACCCUUCAGUCAUUAUUCUUACGACGAUGACAUCGAAAGUCUUAAAAACGUACCGCGCAGUUCCUCAAUUCAUUCGAAAAUCUCUGUUGCGUCUAUUAAUCAAGUAUCAUAAAAAAAAAAAGUUCUCACGAGAACAAUCUCGUCGUCGUGAUUUCACAUUACUCAUGCGGUAUUACUUUUACCAUAAGUUCGAGAAUUGUACAUAUUAUACAACAAUGAACUAAUUAAGUACCUAAAUGAAAUCUUGUUGGUACACUCUCUCACUAUAUAUGAUUUUUAUUAUUAUUAUUAUUAUUAUUAAUAUUAUUCCUAUUUCGUAUAAAUUUAAAUGUUCGUGUAUAUAAUUGUGUAUUAAACUAAACGGCAAUGUUGUCGUUAUUGUUGUUGAUUUAUUUUCUACAA
Polistes canadensis is the source of this 2054-nucleotide messenger RNA. Its product is annotated as sialin-like. Gene Ontology annotation, molecular function: transmembrane transporter activity. The coding region runs from base 169 to 1764 and encodes 531 amino acids. NCBI's taxonomy places the organism in Eukaryota, Metazoa, Arthropoda, Insecta, Hymenoptera, Vespidae. Gene Ontology annotation, cellular component: plasma membrane. The transcript is spliced from 9 exons. The record is from RefSeq and is a predicted model, not a curated record. Gene Ontology annotation, biological process: monoatomic anion transport; transmembrane transport.